ACCAUCGUUGUUGUCAUUUCUACUGAAUUUUGAGGAAGGAAUAGCACUGGCAGCUGUAGUUUGGUCUUGUUCCAGCUCGCCUUUCACUCUAAACAGUUCAUGCACGUCCUGGACAUUUAUUUGGUAAAAGCAAUAAUACGACGACUUGGUUGUAGGUUUGGUUGUAGACCAGACCCAGCCUAGGUGGUGAUACGUGUGGAAUUUCAAAAGGGAGAAGGUCUAGCGGCUGAGGAUGUCUGCUGCGGGUGCUGAAACGAAACGGUGUCCCAACUGCCGUCAAGAUGUGUCCGUGAAUUUGUACGCUACUAUGCACGAGCCUCGAUGCCGUCGUUUCAACAGGUUCUGCGAGCAGUGCAAUGAACCUAUAGAGGUUGCAGACUUUGACCGACACGUGGCUGAAGACCAUAAACAGAUGUCAUGUCCAGAUUGUGGUGAUUGCAUGGAAGGAUUGCAAUUGGAUGAUCAUCAGGAGGAAGAGUGUAGAAAGCGUCUGGUUACAUGCAAAUACUGUGAGCUAGACUGGCAAUGCGACGAGUUACCGGAACACAGCAGCCUUUGCGGCUCUCGUACCGACGAAUGCAGCCUAUGUCACACUCGUGUGCGCCUCUCAGACAUGGAGUGGCACAUGACAGAGAAGCAUGGCGUACACACCUCACACUCGUCUGCCAGCGCAGCAUCAUCACCGCUGCCGAGCACUGGGAAACAAUCGGCCAGCGGCAGCUCGAAACCGUCUUCCACUCACUGUUCUGCUUCACAGGCAGCAGCACAGCCACCGGCAACCGCAGCGGCGUCGUUGAAGCUCUCUGGAAGCCAGCCACCGCAUGCCAAGACCACCACCCCGCCUGAUGCCGAGUGGGGCGUUACCGAAGUGCCAGCCUCCGCAUCAGCCAGCCUGGCUGCUUCAAGCACCAACACCACCACCGCCACGCAGCAAGCAAAGAGACGCGUACCUAGGUCAACUCAACAGACCAAGUCACCACCAGCUGCUGCUGCUGGCAAUGCUCGUGGUCCUGGCGCGUAUGGCAGCUUGUCGGGCAGCGUGACAUCCAGCAGUGUGGCAGCCGGUGCAGCCAACACUUUGUCAAGUUCACAGCUGACUGGCAGCACUAGCAACAGCAGCAGAGCCAGCGCGGCGAACAGCAGAGCCAGUGUUACCAGCAGCACCGCCACCAGCAACCCACCACUAUCUAGCACUAGCAGCAGCAGCAAGAAAACCACCACCAGCAGCAGCAAGAAAACCACCGGCAGUUCGUCGUCCUCGCGAUCCACUGCAUCACUGUCGGGCUCCUCGUUGUCAGUAAAGCAAGCAUCAUCUGCACGCUCUAAUGGCGCACAUGGCUCGACCGUAACUCCCAGCACCUCUAGUGCGUCAAUGGCAUCUAACUCCAGGUCUGGUUUGUCUUGUAACACCCCCAAGCACAACGGGGGCUCUGCUCCUUUUGCUGCUGCUGCUGGACCACCGCCGCAAGCUGACACUCAAAAUGCUGUUGGCGCAUCCUCUACAUCGUACUUUGAGGGUUGUUCGUCCGACCCGAACGAUGUUCCGGUGCCGUGCGAGUUCUGCGAGGUGGAAGUCAGGCUUGGCGACCUGUACACUCACGAGGUGGCAUGCGCACGCCGAGAGCAGCGGUGCACCGGCUGCGGCAUGUCGUUCCGCGGCAUUAAGCUACCACAGCAUCGGCGUACCGGCUGCAGCCGAGAGUUGCAAGCACCAGCGGCUUUAUCGAAUGCAGCAGCAGCCGCAGGAGGAGGAGGUUAUGGUACCACUAGCUUCCCAGGAUUCGUUGAGGAGAAACAACUUAGCUAUCUGUUUGGCACUGGAAUCGAAGGAAUGAAGAAAUCGAAGUCAGGAACUGAGGAUGCCGGUAAACCUGACGAAGUGUACCUGGAUGACCCCUUUCACGCAAAGCUGUUCAUCAGUGAGAUCCUACCAUGGCUUCAAAGCGUGCCACCCAAGCGUCUACUUGACAAGUGUCAGCGGCAGAGUCUCCUCACUUUAAGUGAUAUUCGAGAUCUAUGGCUCACUUUGGAAAAACGAGGCGGUCCAACGCACAAUCAGGCUCUAGUCUCUCUGAUAUUGGCUGACGGGCGUGAAGGCUACAUCAAGCUCUGCAUUGCUGUCAAGGAGAUGGGAUAUGAAAGAAGGCUCGGUCAGAUGAACUCACUCCUGCCACCGGAUAAGCGUGUCUAAGCCCACGCGGUGAGGCAAAGAAUGAAACAGAGUUCUUGGCAUAGCACCACGCUGUAUUGUCUGCGAGUAUUUUCCUGUACUUCUUGCUUUCUAGAAGUAAGCUAGCAAAUCUCUCUCUCUUUUUCUCUCUCCCUCUUUUUACCCCUCGGACUCUCUCCCCCCCCCCCCCCCCCUCCUCUCUCUCUCUCUCUCUCAUUCUCUCUCUUUCUCUCUCUCUCUAUCUAUCUUCUCUUUCUAGUAUCAGCAUCCUCAAUUUCCAUCUGCCGCACUUCACCUUCUUUUCUCCCAUUAUCUUUCACAUAGUGCAUUUCGUAUUCUUCCACGUACAUAUUGUUGUUUAUUGCUAAAUUUUAUUAUUGAGACGUAUUUCCCUGAUGAAUGUCUGUAGAAAACGUGUUAGGAAAUUUUAUUAUCCAUCUUUUAUUUUUGUUGAUUACUACGUCCAAUGUCCGCUUCGCUGAUUCUGCUGAUUGCCAUAACGAAAGAGCUUGGAAGCUCAGGGCCCUACGCUAUGCUGUUUUGCCUUGAUGACCUAGGCAAAAAAAGCAUAGAGAUGUUAUAAAUUUUUCAUUUCUCCUAUUCUCCUUUCAAGACAUAACCUGGGAUUCGAACCCGCACUAUCGCCUUGCAUGCAUCCCCCGAUACACUUCGUAUACAUACUAAUUCUUCCAAGUUGCUUCACGUUAUGAUCUUGCAUUUGAAAGCCCUAUUUGAAUAUUGUGGCCAGCUGU
This is a messenger RNA of Sycon ciliatum, 2922 nucleotides long. RefSeq names its product integumentary mucin C.1-like. Gene Ontology annotation, cellular component: mitochondrion. The record is from RefSeq and is a predicted model, not a curated record. Lineage: Eukaryota; Metazoa; Porifera; Calcarea; Leucosolenida; Sycettidae. The transcript is spliced from 7 exons. Bases 233 to 2191 code for a protein of 652 amino acids.